AUGAUAACUGUCGUUCCUGGCAAGAUCCGUCAUGAACUGUAUAAGAGUUUCUCUGGUUCAGCAGCUCCAGACAGGACAACUGAAGCUACAGACGCUGAGAAGGAAGAAGAGAAGAUCGUUCUGCAGCAGGUUAUCAUCAUCUUCAACAUCUGCAUCAUCUCCACCAUGAAGACGCUGACUCUGUCUGCACUUCUUUGUGCCAUGAUGGCUCUGACCAGAGCUGCUGUUCUUCCAGACGCAGAGGCUGGAAACUGGACCAACUCGUUCAGUCCAACAGAAGAGAAUCAUGUUGUCAAGAGGUCCACAUCAUGUCCAAAAGAUUGGACUCCUUUUGACGGUCGAUGUUAUCUCUUCGUUCAACAACCCAUGAUUUGGGCUGUGGCUGAGAGAAACUGUCACUCUUUGGGUGGAAACCUCGCAUCUGUUCAAAACUCCAAGGAGUCCGGUGUGAUUCAGGCGGUGAUGACAUUGAGCAACACUCAAAAUCAAGUAAUAGCUUGGCUUGGAGGGUCUGAUGGACAACAGGUAUAUUAUUUGUCAUUUACAUAA
This is a messenger RNA of Micropterus salmoides (largemouth bass), 549 nucleotides long. RefSeq names its product ladderlectin-like. The transcript has 6 exons. The record is from RefSeq and is a predicted model, not a curated record. Bases 1 to 549 code for a protein of 182 amino acids. Lineage: Eukaryota; Metazoa; Chordata; Actinopteri; Centrarchiformes; Centrarchidae.